Molecule: messenger RNA, 1076 nt
Organism: Verticillium dahliae VdLs.17
Lineage: Eukaryota; Fungi; Ascomycota; Sordariomycetes; Glomerellales; Plectosphaerellaceae
Product: 40S ribosomal protein S4-A
Exons: 3
Coding region: 90-878 (262 amino acids)
Biological process (GO): translation
Cellular component (GO): ribosome; cytosolic small ribosomal subunit
Molecular function (GO): structural constituent of ribosome; RNA binding
Source: RefSeq, a predicted model, not a curated record
ACAGCCCGACUUUUUGUGUGGACUUGACCUUCGACCUCACCUUCACCACCAACAAACUCCAUCCACCAGACUCGGUACUAACAGUCAAGAUGGGCAAGGGACUCAAGAAGCACCAGAAGCGCCUCAGCGCGCCCUCGCACUGGCUUCUCGACAAGCUGUCGGGCACCUACGCUCCCCGCCCUUCGGCCGGUCCCCACAAGCUCCGCGACUGCAUGCCCCUGAUCGUCUUCCUGCGCAACCGCCUCAAGUAUGCGCUCAACUUCCGCGAGACCCGCUCCAUCAUGAUGCAGCGCCUCGUCAAGGUUGACGGCAAGGUCCGCACCGACAUCACCUACCCCGCUGGCUUCAUGGACGUCAUCACCAUCGAGAAGACCGGCGAGAACUUCCGCCUCAUCUACGACAUCAAGGGCCGCUUCACCGUCCACCGUAUCCAGGCUGAGGAGGCCGAGUACAAGCUCGGCAAGGUCAAGCGUGUCCAGCUUGGCCGUGGUGGAGUCCCAUUCUUGGUCACGCACGAUGCCAGGACCAUCCGCUACCCUGACCCUCUGAUCAAGGUCAACGACACGGUGAAGAUUGACCUUGCCACUGGCAAGAUCACCGACUUCAUCAAGUUCGACACGGGCGCCAUUGCCAUGGUCACCGGUGGCCGCAACAUGGGUCGUGUUGGUGUCAUCACUCACCGUGAGCGUCACGACGGUGGUUUCAACAUCAUCCACGUCAAGGAUGCCAUUGACAACACCUUCGCCACCCGUGAGAGCAACGUUUUCGUCAUCGGCUCUGAGAAGCCCUGGAUCUCCCUGCCCAAGGGCAAGGGUGUCAAGCUCACCAUCGCCGAGGAGCGUGACCGCCGUCGCGCCCACGCCAUUGCUGGCCAGUAGACGAUUCAUGUUUUCUAGUCCAGGUCAAUGGGGGCGGGGGGGAGCAAACAGGGUUUCAAAAAGGGUGUUGAGUGCAAAGCAUGAGACAAACGGAGUACAGGGCUGAUUUCGAGUUUUCGGCUUUAUGAACUACUACCCGGCGGGUAGCUGUAGCCAGCAAUACCAUGCCAUUGAAGAUCACCCUGACGUUACCUGUUA